CUUUUUUAUAAAAAGAAUAAUUAAUUUGUAUAAAAUUUUUACAAUUCUAUAUCUUUACUAAAAAAAUAAAUAAAAAAUAAAUUAAUAGCUGCUAUAAUAGUAGAAUAACUUGAAUAAAUAAUGAUGAAAAUAGCAAAUUCAAUUUUAAUACUAUUUAUACUUAUUAGUAUUACUUACUCCAUUAAAAAUUAUAAGCUUCCUGCUAAUUUCUAAACAGAAUUCGAUACAUUUUUAUCAAAAUACAAAUCAGAUAGUAUUUCUAAAAAUGAUGUGAUAAAAUUUGUUUCUCCUAUUCUCAGAGGGACAGUGGAAAGACAUGAUAGAGAAUUAAUGUCUGCGAUAUCUAGAAAAUAUUUUAACUAAACAGAAGAAUUAAUGCUUACAAAAGAUAAUUUAAGACAAAUGGUUAUAAAAGAAAAAUUUGAAACCUUCAUUAAUGAUUUUGCUAUGAAUAUGUAUAAACAUUUAGUUUAGUUAUAUGACAUUGAAGAUGAUAUUACUGAAGCUGAUUUUGAAAGAAUGGUAGAAGAUCCUGAAUUAUAUGGAUUCAUAUGGGAGGAUUAUCUUAUUAUGACAGAAAAUGUUGAAGAGUUAUUAAUUGAAACAGAAUAUGAUUAAUCAGAUUUGGAUAGAGCAGUAAAUGAAUUAACUGAAUAAUGGAAAGUGUUUGAAAGUGAAUUAACUAAGGAAGAGUAAUAAACUUAAUAAAAAAAAACAGAUCUUUGAGCAUUUAAAUAAUAUUCAUUUAAUAAUAAUUUAAUAUUUUUUAAUGUAAUUUAUAAAUAACUCCCACAUUUUUAUAAUUUUUUGUGAAAUUUAUCUUAGUAUCUUUAAAUUAAAAUAAUCUUUUUAUUAUUUUGUUAAAUUAAAUU
Messenger RNA from Tetrahymena thermophila SB210, 872 nucleotides. Its product is annotated as transmembrane protein, putative. The transcript is spliced from 4 exons. The record is from RefSeq and is a predicted model, not a curated record. NCBI's taxonomy places the organism in Eukaryota, Ciliophora, Oligohymenophorea, Hymenostomatida, Tetrahymenidae.